Messenger RNA from Striga asiatica, 1356 nucleotides. The record is from the annotation of a GenBank genome assembly. NCBI's taxonomy places the organism in Eukaryota, Viridiplantae, Streptophyta, Magnoliopsida, Lamiales, Orobanchaceae.
AUGAAGAAAGAGAAUCUGAUUGAAAGAUACGAAAUUGGGGGUUUUGCUCGGAACCCGAUUGCCGGUGAUCAGAAAUCUGUCCAGACGUCAAAGGAUAGUAAUCUUUCUCUGGUGGACCAAUUUUCGAAGCUUAAUAGGCUAUGGCAUCCUUGGGAAACAGAAAAGGUGGACUACUUUGUACUUGGUGAUCUUUGGAAUAGUUUUGAUGAAUGGAGUGCUUAUGGUGCUGGUAUUCCAAUCACUUCAGACGAUGGCCAAAAUCUAAUCCAAUAUUUCGUGCCUUAUCUCUCUGCUAUUCAAAUUUUCACCAGCAAUUCUUCUGUAAACUGUCUGAGAGAAGAGAUCGACUCUGUAAGCGAGACAAGGGACUCAUUUAGUGAUUCAUUCAGCGACGAGAGUGAAUGCGAAAAGUUAUCAAGGUGGGAUGGAUGUUCCUCUGAAGAAGGUGUCUUUGAGCAGGACAGUUUUUGGCUUCCGAAUGAUAGAUUGGGUAAUCUUUACCUUCAAUACUUUGAGAGAUCAUCUCCAUAUGCCAGUCCUGCUUUAAUUGCUAGUAAUACUGAAGAAUCAAUAAAAGGAGACACGCAAACUAUUAGUAGCUUAGCUCAAAGAUACCCUGGAUUGAUGUCUUUGCGAAGUGUAGAUCUUUCGCCUGCUAGUUGGAUGGCAGUUGCCUGGUACCCUAUCUAUCAUAUUCCUACUGGUAGAACUAUUAAAGACUUGCAAACGUGCUUCCUCACCUACCAUACACUUUCUUCUUCCUUUCAAGAUAUGGACUUGGAAAACGAUGUCAAGACGAAAAGAAAGGAAGGAGAAAGCAUCUCACUCCCUCCAUUUGGGUUGGCCACUUACAAGAUGCUAGGAGAUGUAUGGGUAUCGGACAAAAACGGGCAUGAUCGAGAAAGAAUUGGGUCACUUUUGAGCGUGGCAGAUUCUUGGCUAAAGCAAUUACGGGUCCAACACCAUGAUUUCAACUAUUUCAUGGGAAUACGACAUGGCUAAAAAAAAGGGAUUCUCUCUGUAAGAUAAGAUACUGAGACUUGAGAGUUUAAUGUGCGUUUUGUUAAUAUAUUUAGCGCAAGUGAGUGAGCUAAUGAAUGGGGACUUACUUUGUCCUAUCUUUUAAUUUAAACUUUAGUUUGCAUGAGUCGGGCAAGGUUCGGGCUACAUUAUUGGCGAGGAUGCCGGAAGUUCUUUGAGGAUGUUAACUGUUAACUAGUUUUAGUGGUGUUUUUUCUUUUACUGUUUUUGGUGUAAUGUGGAGAAGUUGUGGCAGAUCAAUGCUGCUUAAGGAUUUGCACUCUGUGUUUUAUUAGUAAAGUUUUCAGAAAAUUUGUUAGCACAUGUUCGGAGUCU